This is a messenger RNA of Strongylocentrotus purpuratus (purple sea urchin), 1292 nucleotides long. RefSeq names its product transcription factor SUM-1-like. Gene Ontology annotation, biological process: positive regulation of myoblast differentiation; muscle organ development; regulation of transcription by RNA polymerase II. The record is from RefSeq and is a predicted model, not a curated record. Bases 564 to 1292 code for a protein of 242 amino acids. Gene Ontology annotation, molecular function: protein dimerization activity; DNA-binding transcription factor activity, RNA polymerase II-specific; RNA polymerase II cis-regulatory region sequence-specific DNA binding. NCBI's taxonomy places the organism in Eukaryota, Metazoa, Echinodermata, Echinoidea, Camarodonta, Strongylocentrotidae. The transcript has 2 exons.
GUCUGUCUCUCUCUCUCUCUCUCUCUUCUCAUCUCCACUUCUUCGUAACUCGUAACGCAUCCACUGGUAGAUUGUUGUUGUAGCGGGGCAAACGGACUUCCGUAUUGCGCGCGAGGUACAUGUGUACUUUUUUCUCGGUUUUGUUUCGAUAGUUUAGUGUCGUCUUCUUUUUGCAACUCACGUGCUGAACGAAACAGGGGUAGAUGUAGACGUCAACCCUUCUCUGUACUUUCUUCUGAAGUAAGUCGCAUCUACUAUUAAGAGGGGACGAUCCACCCUCGAAGCUUCAGAUAGCCAGGAGUCCUUAGAGAGAAGAAGAUAUCCAAACACUUUGCUCUGUGUUACUACAUCGUCUUCCAACUUGUGUCAUCAUCUUUACGGAAUCUUUAUCUCAUUUUGCAUCGGCUUACUUCUUCUACCCAUUUUAAAGCUGAUUUCUUUAAUCUUGAGAGGAUUCUUCUGGGAAUUUGCUCUUUAACUUCAGACCAUUCUUCAAACAAAGGUCUUGGACCUUCGUCGAUAUUUCUGAAUUUGUUUGCUGUGGUCUUGGGACAACUUCUAAGAUGGAGCCGAUGCAGAGGAGUAGUUGUCGUUACACAGAAAUGCAGACAGUGUCUUACUACGAUGGGUACCCAUCUACGAACGGCGAUAUGAACGCUUAUAAUGCCAACACAGCCAUCAACUCCAUGUACGCCAAUACCUUCGCAAAUGACGCCCAUCCUCAUCAGGCGAGGAACGGCGGCAGUCAAUGCUACGGCAGCGAUUCGGCCAACUCGAGCCCCGGCGAAAGCUGUCGCGAGGAGGACUUGGAGCACGUGCUCGCGCCCGGCUUCCCGGGGCAGGGAGAGCGACGGUGUCUGAUGUGGGCCUGCAAAGCCUGCAAGCGAAAGAACGUGGCCGUCGACAAGAGGAAGGCGGCGACGCUCCGUGAACGGAGACGACUUCGAAAGGUGAACGAGGCGUUCGAAGCACUGAAGAGGCAUACGUGUGCGAACCCCAACCAGCGGUUGCCGAAAGUAGAGAUCCUGCGAAAUGCCAUCGAAUACAUAGAGAAACUGGAAAGAUUACUGCAGGUGGAGAAAGCAAAUGGGGACAGCGAAAUGGACUCGGCAGAAACAAGCUCAAACACAUCAGAUGCCAUGAAUAAGGCAAUCCUCACAUCUCUGCAUGGUAUUGCAGUAGCAGAAAUUGCAAUCCUGAGCGACCGCAUAGUUGUAUACGUUAGUGGUCAAUCAUUCGAAUGGCAUUGGGCUACAAUCCCAAGCGAACUCACCCGUAAUCGGGCGGGAUAA